This is a messenger RNA of Acanthochromis polyacanthus (spiny chromis), 2615 nucleotides long. Its product is annotated as synaptotagmin-2-like. Gene Ontology annotation, cellular component: axon; synapse. Bases 329 to 2302 code for a protein of 657 amino acids. Gene Ontology annotation, biological process: regulation of calcium ion-dependent exocytosis; vesicle fusion; calcium-ion regulated exocytosis. The transcript is spliced from 13 exons. Lineage: Eukaryota; Metazoa; Chordata; Actinopteri; Pomacentridae. The record is from RefSeq and is a predicted model, not a curated record. Gene Ontology annotation, molecular function: phosphatidylserine binding; SNARE binding; calcium ion binding.
AAUAUGAACUAAAAGGAGUAGAGUAUUUGAGACAAUUAGAUGUUUCUAUUGAAUUUUAGUUCUUUUACGGAUCUGUUUGGCUGUUUAAGGUUUAUUACUGCAAUUUAAUCGAAAUAAAGUCUGCUUUUGACCGCUCUGUUAAGUUUCCCAGCUCCGUCGUGGAAGCUACUCUCUGUCGACCCAUCUUCGCCGCGUACAGGGUCUGACCCGAUUUGUGUCCCGUGGAGCAAUCCUCCCCCUACCGGAGGAGUCCCGUGACACCUGCCGAUUAUCUCCGACCUGUCAUUUCUGGACCGACAGCUCCACACGCCGAGUCCAAAGCCCAAAGAUGAGUGGCGGUGCUGCGAAUUUCAUAAAAUGCGGCUCGGUGCUGGUAACCGGAGCCAACCGGGGCCUCGGGCUGGAGUUAGUCGAGCGUCUGGCGAGUGGAGGCUUCUCACCGGGCAAGAUCAUAGCCACGACUCGGAACACUGCAACGGCGGAGAAACUUCAGGAACUGGCAGAGAAGCAUCCAAACAUCCACAUAGUCACUUUAGAUGUAGUGAACCAGGACAGCAUAGAGAAGUGUGCAGCAGACGUGGCUCAGCUGGUGCAAGAAGAAGGUCUGAACUGUCUGAUCAACAACGCGGGGAUCAACGUGGUGGCCGACUUUCAUUCUGUUACUGCAGAGAAGAUGAUAGAAAACUUCCACACCAAUUCUGUGGCUCCUCUAAUGAUCACCAAGGCCUUUCUGCCUCUGUUGAAGCGAGCGGCAUCCAGAGGAGCAUUAGCUGGCUCUAAGACUAUGAGCAUCCAGAGAGCAGCAGUCAUUAACAUGAGCUCUCUGCUGGGCUCAGUGGAGCUCAACUGGGGGGAGAGGGGCAACACCUUCAAAUGGUAUCCCUACAGGACCUCCAAGUGGAAAUGUAAGAGCUCCCGGCAUGGAUUAGCCGCACAGCAAGAUGGUAAAAUUGAAGAAAAAGAAGAGCUGAGUUUCAUAUUUCUCAUUACAGAGCCCACAUGGAUGCAGAGCCUCAUGGUGACUAUUAUAGACCUCGUGGCUCCCGUGGAGCUGAUUUCAUCCUCUGGAGAACUGAAGAUGCCAUUUUCAGAUGCCAUCAAGUACAGCAUUCUGGCCAUCUCAGUCACUCUCCUGCUGCUGGCGCUGGGCAUCCUGGCCUGGCAGAUCUUCAGAUGCUGCACACAGACACACAAUAUGUACAACCAGCAUGACACGGUGAGCAGUAACCUCCUUUACACAGAUGAGAAGCCAACAACUGCAGGAAACUACUCAGGAGCUCCAAGUACUAAGGUGGAGGAUGUCAGCACGGAGGCCCACAGACUGAGUCGAUGUUUGUCUCAGACAUCGUUUCCGUCCUCAGGAUCCAGCCAGAGAGACGAGGACAUGGGAGAGCAGGAAAGCAUUAAAAAGCACAUCUUCAUUCACCAGGUUGAUGGAUCGCUUCGGUUCUCCGUCUACUAUGACCGGCUGCAGUCGCGUCUGGUUGUCACCGUGUUGCAGGUCGAGGGUCUUUUGCAGCUCAGCCAGACCUGCAGCCUCCAGCCGUUUGUGAAACUACGACUCAUGUGGGCUGGAUCAGAGACGGUGGAGGUGGAGGGCUUCACAAAUGAGGAGGGUGAAGAGACGCUGCCUGUUCUGUGGACGGUGCUGCAGGAGUGGAGAACUCGCACUGUGAAAGGAAGCUGCAGCCCUUUAUAUGGAGACCAGUUCAGCUGUGUUCUGCAGGAGGACAAGCUUCAUCACGUCAGCCUCAGGAUGGAGGUGAAGGACUUUGAUAAAUUCUCCAGACACACAGUGUUGGGGGAGGUGAGGCUUCCUAUCGGGCAGCUCAACAUCUUUUACCCUCUGGAGCUACAAGAGGAGCUGCAGGUACCCCAGAAGGAUCUUGUUGGAGAGGUGCUGCUGUCGUUGAAGUUUCUUCCCACUUCUCAGAGGCUUGAGGUCGGCCUGCUGAAGGUCAGGAUGGUCCUCACUGAGAUGUGCUCGGAUGCAGCCCUGUAUGCCAGGAUCAGCGUCCAGUGUAACCAGUGCAAGCUGAGGUACCAGAAAACCUCUGCAGUGGCUCGCUGCCUGGUGACCGUCUUCAAUCAGGUCCUCAUGUUCUCCCUGCCAGAGUUUCCCGUGGAGCAGGGCAAGAUUUCGAUCUCUGUGUAUGAGACUCACACAGCCAGGAAAUCAACCAAACGUCUGAUCGGACAGCUGAGUGUGGGGAAGGAGAGGAGCAAAGAGGAUGAGCACUGGACCUCGAUGAUGCGCUCAGUCCGCCAGCCAGUAGCAAAGUGGCACAGCCUGCUGAUCUGAGGUGCAGCUCAUGAACUUUGUCCACUACACGGUUGUAGUGAGGUCUUCAUGCGCCCACCUAAACAGCAAAUUCACUGACACCUCAUGGUACUCAAUCUACUUGUUCACCCUCAUCUCUUCAAUUUCUGCUUUGAGCUCCAGCCCUUAUCGUAUUGGAAGAGCUUUAAAGAUUAGAACUAUCACUUCUCACUUCUUAGGUUUUGCACUUGUGUACAAUCUUACUGAAUAACUGUUUUUGUGUUACUGUUAAAUUUGUGUUCUUUUGUGCUCGUUUUAACUGUUCAUUCUGCAUUAUUAAAUCUCUAUGAUGUGA